Messenger RNA from Anguilla anguilla (European eel), 3085 nucleotides. It is a transcript of the gene pter, whose product is annotated as phosphotriesterase related. The coding region runs from base 736 to 1785 and encodes 349 amino acids. The transcript has 5 exons. Lineage: Eukaryota; Metazoa; Chordata; Actinopteri; Anguilliformes; Anguillidae. Gene Ontology annotation, biological process: catabolic process. Gene Ontology annotation, molecular function: zinc ion binding. The record is from RefSeq and is a predicted model, not a curated record.
UUGUUUUUUGAUUGUAAUUGAAUACACAGUUUUUCUCAAUUGCCGAUUGCACCAAGACCAGUGCAGUCACUCCCGACUUCCGUAUUGCACUCUGCCAUAUAUUCUUAAAUCCGGCUCUGAAUGGCAAUUCAACUUGCGUGAUCACUAGUUUAAAAGCAAUUGGAGUUGCUUACGUGUAUUUUGAUUGUGCAUGCGUAUGCUUUAUAAAUAAAAAAAAAUAGAAUGAUUCAAAGUUGCAUAAAAGUGAAACGAUGCGAGUGUUCGCUAAAUUAUUGUAUACUUGUGAAUAGCCUUAUGCAAUACUAAUGUUUUGCUUGCAAAUAAUCCUAUCGCGAAUUGGAACGAAGUCGUUGCAUGAAUACGGGUCAGUGUUUUGGGAUAUUUUUCGCGCGAACACCAACACAGUUAAAUUACAGUAAGUUAAUAUAUCAUAAGCGCGAUUUAGGAUCUGUGUGCCUUGCAAUUCCCAUGCAACCAGAUAGGUCGCAAUGCACAUACUUCAGUACAAAAGUUCAAAGUUCAUUACUCGUGCACGCGCGGUUGGUUUAGCUCAUCGGCAUUGCCUAUUGCAAGGCUCCCGUGGGAAGGUAAUGUGUCCCGGGUAAUUUUGUAUCUGUUAACAGCCGAUUUAAUAUUAUAUCCCCCCUAUCCCUGACUAAGUGGAAGACGUUAUCUCACUGGGCACCAGACUUGGAUCAGAUCGUUUCAAGUUUUUCCUCCGGACCUCAGACAGCAAUGUCGGCGCUCAGCGGUAAGGUGCAGACGGUGCUGGGCCCGGUGGAGCCGAGCCAGCUGGGCCGCACCAUGACCCACGAGCACCUGACCAUGACCUUCGAGUGCUGCUACAUGCCGCCGGCGCCGGGGGACAAGGCCGUUUCCGAGGCCCACAUCGAGAUGAAGAACCUCUUCUGGCUCAAGCAGAACCCGUACAGCAGCCCGGAGAACCUGCUGCUGUACCAGGAGACCGAGGCCGUGCGGGAGGAGCUGCUUCUCUACCGGCGGGCAGGAGGGGGCGCCAUCGUGGAGAACACCACGACUGGCAUCAGCCGCGACGUGAAGACCCUCAAGAGGCUGGCCAAGGAGACCGGCGUCCACAUCGUGGCCGGGGCUGGCUUCUACGUGGACGUCACACACUCCAGUGAGACGCGGAAGAUGACUGUGGAGAAGCUCACCGACAUCAUCGUAAGCGAGGUUCUCCACGGGGCUGAUGGUACAGACAUCAAGUGUGGCGUGAUUGGGGAGAUCGGCACGUCCUGGCCAAUCACGGACAGCGAGACGAAGGUCCUGAAGGCCACAGCCCAUGCCCAGACCCAGCUUGGCUGCCCCGUCAUCAUCCAUCCGGGUCGGAACCCCACUGCUCCUGCCGCUGUGGUCCGGAUCCUGCAGGAGGCCGGAGGUGACAUCAGCAAAACCGUCAUGUCUCACCUUGACAGAACCAUAUUUGACGAAGGGGAGCUCCUGGAGUUUGCGAAGAUGGGGAGCUACCUGGAGUAUGACCUGUUUGGGACAGAGAUGCUAAACUACCACUACAACCUGGAGGUGGACAUGCCCAGCGACAGCCAGAGAGUCAGGACCUUGGCCUUCCUGGUGGCGGAGGGCUACGAGGACAGGAUUGUCAUUGCGCACGACGUCCACACCAAGAACCGGCUGGUCAAGUACGGCGGGCACGGCUACUCGCACAUACUCAACAACAUCGUGCCCAAAAUGCAGACCAGGGGCAUCAGUCAGGUCCAGGUGGACAAGAUCCUGAUUGAGAACCCCAAACACUGGCUGACCUUCAAAUGAGGUGUAAUUUUACUCACCGGGCUAAACGGCCAGAAGUUUUCCUUUUUAACCCAGUAAAAAUCUGGACAAGAGCACCUGCUACGUGAUUGUAAUGUGAAAUUUCGGCCACGCUGUGCUUCUAAAAAAAUUUGUAUGUAGCUUGUCCCUGUCAGUACCGGUGAAACAAAAUUAUCAGUGGUAAAUGUGUUCAUUCUGACUAUAAAUAUUGAUCAUUUACAUUAUGAAAUUGAUCAUUUGUCUGUUUAGCUUAGACUGUGAAAAUGGUGUCAACUAAAGAUGGCGUUGCUGCAAAAUUAUUGUAUCACUGCAGCAACAGUCACUGCUGUACUGCAUCAUCACAGCGAUGUUCUGGGAAGAACAAUCCAUAGCCACAGGGACGGCAUUUGCUUUAAUAUGCGUAAUGCUCAUUUAAAAAUUUAAGUAGUACAAUAGUCUAAAUUGAAUGAAGGCCUCAAUAAAUAACCGUUUCAAUAUAAGCCAUGCAAAUGCGUACCUUUAUCUUGUCUAAGGUUCUAUUAACCUGUCAGUUCACGGCGAUGGAUUGUGUCUUAGAGUAUCUGAGAUUUUCUGCAUUUUAUGAUUACAUUUAUCAGGCUGUAAGCAAUAUUUUUCGGACGGCAAACAAGUAUACUGGCGCUGUCGAACACAUGGUGCUAAGGGUGUUCAAUGUGACAUGAGCUGAGAAGGGAUAUUUCAAAUGAAGUAUGUGUGUCAAGUAGUAUAAUUAUUACAAACUUGUGAAGUAAAAUAGUGUAAACACAGGCAUGCGUUUGCUGAUAAAUGACCUGGAACGGCAUUACCUCUGUGCUGUGUCACUUCCCGGUUUGUCGUUACCGCACUCUUUUAGGACUGAAACCCUGUGAGCUGUCCUCAGUGGCCUGGUGGAGGGCUGUGUAAUUAGGGAAUGUGUUCGGAGCCUGGCAGAUUGCAUUGAAGGACACCCGAACCUGCCGCUGAACAGGUGGUAUCGCAGAGUGGCUUCUCAUGUGAUAAAUGACAUGCUGGAGCAAUCACUGACUGACUGUUAUAUUUUAAAUCCAAAGAAAAAAAAUUUGACAUAAAUAAAUAAAUAAAUAAAUGAAGGAAUACUGAUAAAGCCGAGGCAGGUUGAAUUGUCCUUGGCUCGUGGCGUUUCAUUAAGCAUUGUCACUGAGAGGAGUGUUGAUAGCUUGCAGAUGAGGCAGGAGGAGGGGAUGCGGUGCUGCCACAUUGCCUAAAUUAUUAUAUUAUACCCCAGAACCACAGGCUCCUUCCUGUGGGAGGAUUUCAGAGCAAUAAAAGUCUUUUUUUUUUGACCAAA